AUGAAACCACCCCUUGCUCUGGCCUUCCUUUGCCUCCUGGCAUCCCUGGCUAGCGGGAACCUGGUCCAGUUUGGAGUGAUGAUCGAGAAAAUGACGGGGAAGUCCGCGCUGCAGUACAAUGACUACGGCUGCUACUGUGGUGUAGGGGGCUCCAACUGGCCAGUGGACCAGACUGAUUGGUGCUGCCACGCCCAUGACUGUUGCUAUGGACGUGUGGAGAAGCUGGGCUGUGAGCCCAAGCUGGAAAAGUACCUCUUCGCUAUUGGUCGAGACACCAUCUUCUGUGCUGGUAGAACGACUUGCCAGCGGCAGACCUGUGAAUGUGACAAACGGGCUGCACUCUGCUUCCGCCACAACCUGGGCACAUAUAACCGCAAGUAUGCCCACUACCCCAACAAGCUGUGCACCGGGCCCACCCCACCCUGCUGA
This is a messenger RNA of Arvicola amphibius (Eurasian water vole), 429 nucleotides long. It is a transcript of the gene Pla2g2e, whose product is annotated as phospholipase A2 group IIE. Lineage: Eukaryota; Metazoa; Chordata; Mammalia; Rodentia; Cricetidae. Gene Ontology annotation, biological process: phospholipid metabolic process; negative regulation of T cell proliferation; lipid catabolic process. The coding region runs from base 1 to 429 and encodes 142 amino acids. Gene Ontology annotation, molecular function: calcium ion binding; phospholipid binding. The record is from RefSeq and is a predicted model, not a curated record. The transcript is spliced from 4 exons.